AUGACAUCUGCUGGAGGUUUCGUGAAUCGAGCCCAUUUGGAUUGUCUCGAGGUGUUGAUCGAGCAGCCCGGAUGGGAAUAUGUCAUUCUGCAACAGACCUACGAUUUCCUGGCCCAUUCGAACGAGGAGCUGAUGAUGAUGUUAAAGCCACUAAAAGGCUACAACGACAUCUCGACCGGAGACGGUAAAAAGUGGAUCAAAGGUCGCAUCAACGCUAAAUUGAAUUGGACCGUGGCCGGCUUGAAUAUUUUCAUGAAAAACAGUCCCCACACGCCGGCACAAAGGAAAGCGGCCAAAAUUGAAUUCGGAAAGGGGUUGGUUGAGGCGGCGCUCGCCCGAAAGACGGUAAAUUGGAUGACACGCGAGGUCAACCUCACCACCAUGGUCGACCAGUUCAACGCGCUGAAUGGAAAAGGAUACGGCAUCGACGAGCAAUUCCUGGCGACGCUCACCAAUUCCGAGACGCUACUGAUGCCGGGCGGCUACCAUCAUAAUUGCGCUGCCAAACAACCCAGUUCAUACUUUUCGCGGCUGACACGCUGGGGCGGCGGAAAGUGUGAAACCGGGAAACGGCGGCACGGGAUCUGUAUUUGGGGAGUCGAGGAUUUGCCAUGGCUUCGAAACAUCUCCAGCCGCUACUUGAUGAUCAACAAGUUUAUUCCUGAUUUUGACUUUCUGAGCAUUCACUGUCUAUCAGAGAGUAUCUACAAUAGGACACACAUGGGACCCGAUUUUGUGGACUUGGAACGUUUGGGAAAACAUUCAAUGGUUUACUACAACGACGUGGUGAAGAAAAAACCCGGGUUUAAUGCGGCUACAUUUACGUGUAAUGUUACGUUCCCACAGCCA
Messenger RNA from Mesorhabditis spiculigera, 849 nucleotides. The record is from the annotation of a GenBank genome assembly. Lineage: Eukaryota; Metazoa; Nematoda; Chromadorea; Rhabditida; Rhabditidae.